Messenger RNA from Hypoxylon trugodes, 1452 nucleotides. RefSeq lists its product as uncharacterized. NCBI's taxonomy places the organism in Eukaryota, Fungi, Ascomycota, Sordariomycetes, Xylariales, Hypoxylaceae. The coding region runs from base 1 to 1080 and encodes 359 amino acids. The transcript is spliced from 5 exons. The record is from RefSeq and is a predicted model, not a curated record.
AUGGCGGCAGCUAACGAAAGCCGUGGAUAUCUCGCUGAUAGGACGGCUCUGGUUAAUACAUUCUAUGCUGUACCCAUCCCCCUCGAGGUUUUCAGCACGGCCUACAGGCUAUGGGUUAAAGCGAAACCUUCGUCACAAGGUCAUUGGGCCUUCGAUGAUUACCUCAUGAUUUGGGCCACUAUGGCUGCUGUUGCUGAGUGCAUUGCUGGCCUGGUGUAUGGGCCCCCAAAUGGACUUGGACGCCACAUACAAGCUGUCUCUGCAGAAGAUCGACAGAAGUACCUAAUGGGGGAUUACAUCUUUAGCCAUUUCUACGAUGUUGCUAUCGCUAGUACUAAGCUCUCAAUUCUGGCGCUGUACUACCGGAUCUUCGUAGCGCAUAGAUUCCGCGUUGUAAUCAUCGUCACCGCCGUACUAGUAUUCAUGUGGCUUUUGGCGAUGGAAAUUGUGCUCGGAUUAGGAUGUCGACCCGUCCAAGGCUGGUGGGAUGUAGUAGCUGCUGCGCGAGCUCUAUGUGUGGAUAAGGUAGCAUUCACGUACUCGACUAACAUCACGAAUAUGGUGUUUGAUAUUUGGAUUUUUGCUAUGCCUAUUCCAAUUAUCCUUGGGUUACAGGCAAGCACAGACAAGAAGAUUGGACUUUGCUUUUUAUUUUCUGCAGGCUUGGGGACGUGCGCUAUCAGCGCUGCCCGUCUUUCUGUCGUUGUAUCUGCGGGGUCCGAAGAUGUUACAUGGCAGGAGGUUCCGUUGGGGAUACUGUCGGCAUGGGAACCAUGUGGUGGAAUAUUGUGCGCAAAUCUGCCACUGGUCUACAGAGACAUGGUUCGAAGUUUCAAGCAAAUCGGCUCAACGGUGAAAAGUUCGAGGUCCCACACUCACGAUUUCGGCAUACCACCCAUCUUGCCGUACCAUGAUUGGUCUCGGAUUACCAAUAGCGGUUCUAGUCAUCAUCGUGCUAUCUCAAAAGUCACUGUGACUAGAGGUUCGAUGGAUCCUACUGAAAUGGACACGGCUGGGUGCACUGGUAUAAAGAUAAAGCGUGGUUUUAAACAAGAAUUUCAUCGCGAACAGCUACGGUAGAAAAUCCUCUUGGUUUACGAGUCGACUGCAGCAGGUCUACGGCCGGCAAUCAAAGACAUAGUAAGCUAGAGUCGGUUGCUCAAUUUUCAAUAUAAAUCCUUGCCAUUUCCCAAACUAUGUUGUCUAUAGAAUCUGCCGCCUUCUGAUAAUGGUGCUGUCCCCGUCAUUCUCUCCUAUCUUAAUCAAAUGUGGCAAGCCAGUCUUUGAUCUCCUUGUUCACUGCACUAGGGCCCUCGAUCAAAGCCCAAUGGCCGGUAUUCACCUCAGCUCUUGUCAACUUAUCAAAAUACUUGUCCAUACCCUUAGAUAACUCCGGAAUGAGUACCGGAUCAUUGCGCGCUUGAAUGAACAGAACCGGCAUUUUGAACUUAU